Messenger RNA from Sapajus apella (tufted capuchin), 2775 nucleotides. RefSeq names its product CCR4-NOT transcription complex subunit 7 (gene CNOT7). NCBI's taxonomy places the organism in Eukaryota, Metazoa, Chordata, Mammalia, Primates, Cebidae. Gene Ontology annotation, cellular component: CCR4-NOT core complex; P-body; CCR4-NOT complex. Bases 653 to 1267 code for a protein of 204 amino acids. The transcript is spliced from 8 exons. Gene Ontology annotation, molecular function: poly(A)-specific ribonuclease activity; nucleic acid binding. The record is from RefSeq and is a predicted model, not a curated record.
GCUCGCCUUUCCCCCUUGCUGGGCGAGAGGUGUCUAUGGGGCACCCGCUGCCGCCGCCGCUACCGCCACCGUCACCGCCGCCGGGUGCUGUCUCUAUGGCGAGGAGGAGGAGGAGGAGCGCGAGCUCAGCGACACAAGUACAUAAAUAAAGAAUACAAUAUUUUAUGAAACAAAUCUUCAAUCAAGUAUAACAUUUUGAUGCUUGGCAUCUAGACUCCUUUGUGCCCUCACUAUGCCAGCAGCAACUGUAGAUCAUAGCCAAAGAAUUUGUGAAGUUUGGGCUUGCAACUUGGAUGAAGAGAUGAAGAAAAUUCGUCAAGUUAUCCGAAAAUAUAAUUACGUUGCUAUGGAUUUUGGUGUUGAGAAAAACCUUGUCUCAGAGAAGCAAUUGGAAAGUACAGGCAUUUUCCACUCUUUUAAACCAGUUCUUCAAGAAAUAUUUUAGCAUUGGAAUACUUUGAGCUUCCUUUCACCUAUCCUUUGGGAGUUAGAAAUUUAUGAUUUUUCCCCCUUUCUUGGGUAUAGAGACACCGAAUUUCCAGGUGUGGUUGCAAGACCCAUUGGAGAAUUCAGGAGCAAUGCUGACUAUCAAUACCAACUACUGCGGUGUAAUGUAGACUUGUUAAAGAUAAUUCAGCUAGGACUGACAUUUAUGAAUGAGCAAGGAGAAUACCCUCCAGGAACUUCAACAUGGCAGUUUAAUUUUAAAUUUAAUUUGACGGAGGACAUGUAUGCCCAGGACUCUAUAGAGCUACUAACAACAUCUGGUAUCCAGUUUAAAAAACAUGAGGAAGAAGGAAUUGAGACCCAGUACUUCGCAGAACUUCUUAUGACUUCAGGAGUGGUCCUCUGUGAAGGGGUCAAAUGGUUGUCAUUUCACAGCGGUUACGACUUUGGCUAUUUAAUCAAAAUUCUGACCAACUCUAACUUGCCUGAAGAAGAACUUGACUUCUUUGAGAUCCUUAGAUUGUUUUUUCCUGUCAUUUAUGAUGUGAAGUACCUCAUGAAGAGCUGCAAAAAUCUCAAAGGUGGAUUACAGGAGGUGGCAGAACAGUUAGAGCUGGAACGGAUAGGACCACAACAUCAGGCAGGAUCUGAUUCAUUGCUCACAGGAAUGGCCUUUUUCAAAAUGAGAGAAAUGUUCUUUGAAGAUCAUAUUGAUGAUGCCAAAUAUUGUGGUCAUUUGUAUGGCCUUGGUUCUGGUUCAUCCUAUGUACAGAAUGGCACAGGGAAUGCAUAUGAAGAGGAAGCCAACAAGCAGUCAUGACAUGAAAUAGUCCUUUUAUUUUUAUUUCGAGCUACACACAUGCUUGUAUAUAGGUUUUAUCUCUGGUUGAAUCCUUUGAACAGGAGACAGUACCUUUCCCCUGCCCCUUUCAUGGCCCAUUUUAUUGUCUACCUUUCAGUACUAAGUAUGACCGUUCCUAUCUCAGAUCUUAAUAAAAAAAAAUGCAUUCAGGUUAAAUUUGGCCUUAAUAUACUUGUUAGAAAGCGUGUGUGACAGAGAGUGGGGAAAGCUACGUCACUGAAUAUUUUGAUAAACUUUACCUACUUAAGCUGGGUUUAUUUUUCCCUUUUCCUAAAUUAACUAGCACUGACUGUAAUUUAUUUCCCUGUUUCAUGUCUCUCCCUUCCAUUCUGCAGGAGUUUUAGCUAUUUGAGAUUAUGGACCAUCAAUUUUGCACUUUAGAGAGUGAUUCUGACUCAAAACCUCUGUUUUAUCAGAAAUUUUGUUUUUUUCUUGAUCUUAGCUGGAAAAAUGACCAUCUGCCAACUUUACACAGUAUUUACUUGGUUUUGACCCACAGACUAUAGCACAUUCAUUGUGCUGUCAGUUCAGCAAAAUGAAAAAACAAAAGAUAAGAAACUACUGAGGAGCUUAGUAACUGCUGUUUCUGUACGUAGUGUUUAAUCUUCCAAGCACAUCUAGUGUCUGUCAGUUUAUAAUUGGCAUGUGUAGGCUGCUCUGUGACUGAAGAACUUUCAAACCAGCUUUACACCCUUCAGGAAAAAUCCCUUGUGAUUGGAUGUUCAGUAUCUGCCAGUAAACUGGUACUCAAGAUGUUGAAGCUACAGUUAUUUUAUGAUAGCACACUUCCCUUGAUCUGCUUAUUUUUAUUCCAUCACUGUUUACCCUUGUUUUUCUUUUUUUUAUUUUGUAGCCAUACUUAUGAUACUAUUGAUUUGUUGGUUACACAAAUCAAUUUUAUUAAAAUCCAAAGAUAAGUCUUUAAGUAUAUUUUGUACCAAAUUAAAUUAGAAAACAAAAAUUGUGCUUGCUACGAAAGUAAAUAAUGGAGAGAUUUGGUACAAAACAACAAAACCCAAUAUAUAUAUAUAUAUAUUCUCAUAUAUAUAUAUAUACGUAUAUAGCUAAUAAAAUUACCUGAGGAGUGUAAUGCUUGUUUAUUUUUUUGUGUAUAUCUUUGCAAUCUAUUUUAUAUAUAUUGACAAAAGAGACUGUGAAAUAUUUAGUCAUGCAGAAUAUGUGACCAGACCAGAGCAUGUGUAGGAAGACUUUUCAAUAAUCAUUAACUCUACCUUGAAAUGAUGGACUACAAGUUAUAAUGUGUGUUACCUACACUUACAAUCAGUAAUAUUAGCAAAUCUCCAAAUGUUACAUUGGUUUGUCUCCCUUGUACAUUCUUUAUUCAUGAUAUUACAGUGCUGUAACUGGGUGGUCCUUUUUAAACAAAACAUUAUUUGCAAAACAGAGGGUAUUAUUUGUUUUUAAAGCUUUUGUAAAUAAAGGCUUCAAAAAUGUUUUCUUAUAAA